Molecule: messenger RNA, 877 nt
Organism: Cuscuta europaea
Lineage: Eukaryota; Viridiplantae; Streptophyta; Magnoliopsida; Solanales; Convolvulaceae
Source: the annotation of a GenBank genome assembly
CUUUAAUGUUUUUAUCAUUUUGUACAUGCCACACAUCAAUGUUUACAUUGAUGUUGUGUUAACGGAACACCUCAGUGUAUCCGGUUUUAUCGUCUUAACUUUCCUUUUGUUUUUGUGUUUUGUUUCCCAGAAUAAAAGAAUAAAUAAAGGCAUGACGCCCCGAUUCAUCGGAUCGUCAUGAGGGGGAGAGUGGGCCACAUGCUGUUAACUCUCAACAAAUCAUUCUUGGACACUUCUCUUCUAUCUCUACAACUCAAUUGCCAAACCAACUUCGAAUCAAAUGGUCCGCUACGCUCAUAAGUCAACCAUAAUUUUCUGCUAUGCAGCUGACUGGUUCUCCUCAAAAGCAAUCAUUUCAAAUAGUAAAAAAGACAACAUUGUGGAGGAGACAAAUGUCAGAUACUCGUGUAUUGAAGAUGAAUCCCUUGCGCGCCUGGAAAUCAUCAGAACAUUCAUUCUAGAGACGCUUUUGGACUUCAUCAAGCUGAUCAAGAGUAACUUCUGGAAGGCAAGGAUUACAAGCAAGAUUUUCAAGAUUCCUCAACCCCCGACAUCAAAGAUCAAAUUGCCAAGAAGACCUCAUAGGGGAGAUUGUGAGGAUUUCUUCAAAAAGCCUUCUCAAGAAAAAGGAAGCUGAGCUGCACUGAAAUUCAAGACAAAAGAGGAGCAACUAAACAAAUGUUAUCUACGCUCUUCUCUUCAUUGCUGAAUCAACACAAAGACAAAGAUAUUUGCGCUGCAAUGCUGAUUGAACACGAUUGAACACCAAGGGGGAGAUUGUUGGGAAUAUUUUAUGGUGUCCAAACUAGUUAAAUAUCUUUGUAUUUGUGUACUUAUUAAUUAAAUGUGUAAUAUGGGUCACAAAUGUAUUUCAGCC